CUUUGGAUUCCCCGGGCCUGGGUGGGGAGAGCGUGCUGGGUACCCCCUCGAUUCUCCGCCCCCCAGCAUCCCAUGAGCCGCCCCUCGGCCCAAUGGAGCCCGGCAAUUAUGCCACCUUGGACGGGGCUAAGGAUAUCGAAGGCUUGCUGGGAGCGGGAGGGGGUCGCAAUCUAGUGUCCCACUCCCCGCUGAGCAGCCACCCAGCAGCGCCCGCGCUAGUGCCGGCUGCCAACUAUGCGCCUCUGGAUCUGCCGGGCUCGGCGGAACCGCCUAAGCAGUGCCACCCGUGUCCCGGGAUGCCCCAGGGGGCGUCCCCGGCUCCCGUGCCUUACGGCUACUUUGGAGGCGGGUACUACUCCUGCAGAGUGUCCCGGAGCUCGCUGAAGCCCUGCGCCCAGGCACCCAGCCUGACCGCCUACCCCGCGGAGACGCCUGCAGCCGGAGAGGAGUACCCCAGCCGCCCCGCCGAAUUCGCCUUCUAUCCAGGGUACCCGGGACCCUACCAGCCUGUGGCCAGUUACCUGGAUGUGUCGGUGGUGCAGACCUUGGGCGCCCCUGGGGAGCCUCGCCACGAUCCCCUGCUGCCCGUGGACAGUUACCAACCUUGGGCCCUUGCUGGAGGCUGGAACAGCCAGAUGUGUUGCCAGGGAGAACAGAACCCGCCAGGACCCUUCUGGAAGACGGCAUUUGCAGACGCCGGAGCGCAGCACCCACCUGACGGCUGCGCUUUCCGCCGGGGCCGCAAAAAGCGCAUUCCCUACAGCAAGGGGCAGCUGCGGGAGCUGGAGCGCGAGUACGCGGCCAACAAGUUCAUCACCAAGGACAAGAGGCGCAAGAUCUCAGCGGCCACCAGCCUUUCUGAGCGUCAGAUUACCAUCUGGUUUCAGAACCGGCGGGUCAAGGAGAAGAAGGUUCUGGCCAAGGUCAAGACCAGUGCUACCCCGUGAGGGAUCCCUCUGGUUGG
Molecule: messenger RNA, 964 nt
Organism: Ochotona princeps (American pika)
Lineage: Eukaryota; Metazoa; Chordata; Mammalia; Lagomorpha; Ochotonidae
Gene: HOXB13
Product: homeobox B13
Exons: 2
Coding region: 93-947 (284 amino acids)
Biological process (GO): regulation of transcription by RNA polymerase II
Molecular function (GO): RNA polymerase II cis-regulatory region sequence-specific DNA binding; DNA-binding transcription factor activity, RNA polymerase II-specific
Source: RefSeq, a predicted model, not a curated record